Messenger RNA from Ipomoea triloba (trilobed morning glory), 1226 nucleotides. RefSeq names its product protein BASIC PENTACYSTEINE2-like. Gene Ontology annotation, biological process: response to ethylene. The record is from RefSeq and is a predicted model, not a curated record. The coding region runs from base 134 to 991 and encodes 285 amino acids. Lineage: Eukaryota; Viridiplantae; Streptophyta; Magnoliopsida; Solanales; Convolvulaceae. Gene Ontology annotation, molecular function: DNA-binding transcription factor activity; sequence-specific DNA binding. The transcript has 2 exons. Gene Ontology annotation, cellular component: nucleus.
GGUUUCUCUCUUCUCUCUCCUCCGCCUUCUCUCUCUGUCUUUCUCUCUCCUCUCUCUUCCCGGAAGGCAAAAAAAACCCCCAAAGAGCUGUUUACCAACAAGUGUUUUUGUGUGUGGAUUUGUAGCGGUCUGAAUGGAUGAUGAUGGAUUGAACAUGAGAAAUUGGGGCUAUUAUGAGCCAACCCAUAAGGGGCAUCUGGGGCUCCAGCUUAUGUCAUCUGUGGUUGAUCGUGACACGAAGCCCUUCCUUUCUGGGCGUGAUAAUCCUUCCAUGAUAGUUGGGAAUGGGAUUUUUCAUGCCCGGGAUUCGAUUGUUUCCCAGGUGCCCAUAACGCAUAUAGACUACAUUCGAGAUGGGUGGAUAAACCACAGGGACAAGUUCUUGCAUAUGCUUCCCGGGAACCCUUAUGGGGGCGGGGUUAUGGCCGAGCCAUCUGGAACGCAUUCGUCUAUGCAAAUGCUACAACAACAGCAACAGCAACCUGACUCGACCAAGGAUGCGAGUGCUAGUGCAGAGGACCCGAGCCUUGGUAAGGAUGGCGGCCUGUCAAAGAAACGGGCAGCUGCCGCGCCAGCGAAAGGGAAGAAGUCGAAGAAAGGGCCGGGUGCAUCAAAGAAGAACGACAACUCCCCUGCACAGCGUGCAAAGCCAGCAAAGAAGAGUAUAGAUGUGGUUAUAAGCGGGGUAGAUAUGGAUAUCUCGAGCAUCCCUACUCCCGUGUGCACCUGCACCGGGACACCUCAACAGUGCUACCGGUGGGGAUGUGGAGGCUGGCAGUCGGCGUGUUGCACCACAACUAUAUCAAUGUACCCUUUGCCUAUGAACAACAAGAGACGCGGGGCUAGGAUUGCUGGGCGGAAGAUGAGCCAGGGUGCAUUCAAAAAGGUGUUGGAGAAACUCGCGGCUGAAGGCUAUAACUUCGCUAACCCUAUCGAUCUAAGGACUCACUGGGCUAAGCAUGGAACUAACAAGUUUGUGACCAUCAGGUAAACUCGUAUUCGGGUUAUAUCAGUUUGUGCCAUUUCCAUCUUUAGCUUGUAUAUAUGUUGGUGGCCUUUUCUGUUUCAGAGCCGCGAUCCAUAAAAACUAUUGACAUUUGAGAUUAAUUUCUUGUUUUCAUUUAGUAGGUAGCAAUGCUUUGUGGCCACCUAGAGUAGGAGGAUUCAAAAAUGUUUUCUUUUAUUUAUUUAAUUAAUAGAUUAUUUUGUGAUCUUUAUUUUGUUGC